AUGGGUGCACCUGAAUACCGUGUAUUCCAGCUACCCAAACAGCUGCCGCUUGCUCUCAUCCAGUCAUGGGAGGCUGAACUUCAAGAUCCUCAUCAUUGUUACUUGGUCCUUGUCGCUCCAAAUUUCGACACUGGCGCAAUCUCUCUUGAGGAAGGACAAUGGGUUGGGGUGGUCUUUUGCCAGGGACCUCUUUCCCCUCAAGCGUACAACAUUUUCGAUUCUGAGAAUUUAUUGGCUGGGAUGACCGGUCGCCAGACACAUUGGAUCGGCAGUGUUAGAAUGUAUGCGUUUCUGAGUGAUAGCGCGUGGCGAACAGUUGCGGUGGUCGGAGAACUCCGUCUUCCGCUGACAGGCAGAAGGCUCUAUUUGAAGGAAUCCCACCCCUCUGCGCGGGCGUUUCUCCUGCUGAAUCAGACUUCGAUAGACCUUGUCAAGCGAGAGACCUCAGCAGUCCUGAUUCCGAACAGGCAUGAUGAACUCACAACCACGUUGCAUGCCCGAAUCCAAUUCGGGGCCUUCUACGGCACCCCUGCACAUGAGAAUCAUACAAGCAGCGGAGCGCGCCCCAUCAUGGAGGUACCACUCUCACAAAUCCUGUAUCAUAGCGGAUACCUGCAGGAUGUUCCUGAAGGUUUCCUAGAGAAGGAUGAUUUUUUUAAGCCUGUCGGGACUCUGUUUGAGUACGUCCACGAGUUUACUGCGAAAUAA
Messenger RNA from Endocarpon pusillum Z07020, 708 nucleotides. RefSeq lists its product as uncharacterized. The coding region runs from base 1 to 708 and encodes 235 amino acids. The record is from RefSeq and is a predicted model, not a curated record. Lineage: Eukaryota; Fungi; Ascomycota; Eurotiomycetes; Verrucariales; Verrucariaceae. The transcript is spliced from 3 exons.